AUGGAGUAUAUGGGGAACCCCAGAAUCAAUUUGUGUACUGCCAUUUUGAUGGCGGACAUUGGGCUAGAGAAGGUCAGUCAUGCUGCAUCAGUGUCCAUACUUAGUAAUAAAAAGGAAUUUCCAUCUUUUCUUCGCACUGCUCCUAGUAACUAUUUCCAUCCCAAAGGCAUAGUUAAACUUUUUCUUCAUUUUGGUUGGACCUGGGCAGGAAUUCUGGCUUCAAAUAAUGAUUAUGGACUUUCAGGAAGCCUACAGCUGAAGCAAGAGCUUAUCAGUCUAGGAAUUUGUAUUGAGUUCUAUCACGCACUGUCUACCAGUCUCCCAAAUGAAAAGCUCCUGUAUAUUGUUGAUAUUGUAAAGACAUCUUCUUCCAAAGUGGUUGUUAUAAUAUCUAACAUUCCACAAGUGAUGGCCUUCAUGGAAAAGGUCAGUGCACAUAAUGUGUCUGAAAAAGUCUGGAUAGCUUGCCCAUUUUGGAUUAUCUCGCCAGCUUUUUCCAGGAAAGAUUUUUCUCAGUUUCUGAGUGGGACACUAGGGCUUGCUGUUCAUCAUGGAGAUAUGCCAGGAUUCAGUGAUUUUCUUUACAGAAUACACCCUUCAACACAGUUAGCUGACAGUUUUAGUAAGCCUUUCUGGGAGGCAACAUUUAGCUGCAAGUGGCUGGAAAGCAACUCAACCCAAGUUGUACCUGGCAUGAAAGUGACUGGAGAGAUGAAGUUGUGCACAGGACAGGAGAAUUUGCAUAAUGUCGAUGACUCUUUAUAUAAUGCACACAGUUUCAGAUACACAUAUAAUACAUACAAUGCUCUGUAUGCUUUUGCAUAUGCCUUACAUGAACUUCUGUCAUGUUUGCCUGGGAAAGGGCCUUUUGAAAAUGGAACAUGUGCCACCAGUAUGCAUUUGCAGCCAUGGAAGAUACCUUCCUCUGUUUGCAGUGAGCCCUGCAUAUCUGGAUUCCAAAAGACUACAAAGCAGGGUCAGCCUGUUUGUUGCUUUGACUGUUUUCCAUGUUCCGAUGGUGAAUAUUCUAAUGAUACUGGUGUCAGUAAAUGCAUGCCAUGUCCAAGUGAUCAGUGGUCAAGUGUGAAACGUGAGAGGUGCAUCCCAAAAGUAACAGAAUUCCUCUCUUAUGAAGAUCCCUUAGGGACAACACUAGCUGCUGCAUCGAUUUUGUUAUCCCAAGUCACCCUUGCUGUGCUGUGCAUCUUCAUCAGGCAUCGAGCUGCACCAAUUGUCAGGGCUAACAACAGGAGCCUCAGCUUCCUCUUGCUCUUCUCUCUCCUUCUUUGUUUCCUCUGUCCUCUAAUGUUCAUCGGAUACCCAGGAAAGGUGAACUGUAUGCUGCGCCAAGUGGCAUUUGGUGUCAUAUUUUCUAUUUGUGUGUCAUUAGUCCUGGCAAAAACAAUUACAGUCAUCAUUGUCUUCAAAGCUACCAAUCCAAAGAGUAAGUUAAAGAAGCUGAUUGGAUUGAAGACUCCGUAUUUCAUAGUAGCUGUAUGCUCCAUUCUUCAGUUGUUGAUUUGUGCUUCCUGGCUGAUCAUUUCUCCACCAUUUCCUGAAAGAAACAUGACUUCAGCAGCUGGAAAGAUUUUAAUUGAAUGUAACGAGAGCUCAGUUAUAUUCUGCUGCAUGCUUGGGUACUUGGGACUUUUAGCCUUUGUAAGUUUUAUAGUAGCAUUUUUAGUCAGAAAACUCCCUGACACUUUUAAUGAGGCCAAGUUUAUAACCUUCAGCAUGUUAGUCUUUGGAAUGGUCUGGCUGACUUUCAUUCCUGCAUAUCUGAGCACGAAAGGAAAAUUCAUGGUUGCUGUGGAGAUAUUUGCCAUUCUGUCUUCUAGUGCAGGGCUGUUAGCUUGCAUAUUCUUCCCAAAAUGUUACAUUAUCCUUCUGAAAUGUGAUGUUAAUGCCAGAAAAACCUGGACAAGACGUGUUAGAUUCUAA
Messenger RNA from Protopterus annectens (West African lungfish), 1941 nucleotides. RefSeq names its product vomeronasal type-2 receptor 26-like. Lineage: Eukaryota; Metazoa; Chordata; Ceratodontiformes; Protopteridae. The transcript has 4 exons. Bases 1 to 1941 code for a protein of 646 amino acids. Gene Ontology annotation, cellular component: membrane. The record is from RefSeq and is a predicted model, not a curated record. Gene Ontology annotation, molecular function: G protein-coupled receptor activity. Gene Ontology annotation, biological process: G protein-coupled receptor signaling pathway.